AUGAAGUUCAUCACAGAGAAGGUUAUUAUCCCUCUCAGGAGCCAACAGGAAGUUAGCCAAUUCGGCCAAGCGGAAGUCUCUAGUGAGCAUGCUCAACAAACCGAGCCCAACAAACAGGAAGCGAACAGACAGGUACUAAAAUCCAUCCUGCCUUACCUUUGGGAUGUUUACUCUGCACCUUCACCAGCCGGCAGAGACGUCCUGACUCUGCUGUCUCUGUGUUUCACGCUCACCAUUGUUACUGGAGGCCUGCUUCACCACUGGCUGUCCAAGACACUGAGAUACGACCAUGAUGCAUCUAUCCAGACCGCCUGCAUCUACAGCGUGGCCAUGUUUCUGGUCUCGUUCCUGUGUCACCCCCUGCGCUGUGUGCUGACCAUGAUUCUGCCCACAGUCUGUACCAGACAGGGGCGUAAGCUCAUCAUCUCAGCCUCUGUUAUGAUUUUACUGUUGAACGUUAUUCCUAAUAUUACUGUUAACGUAGGGGCGGUUGUACGCAUCCUGAAGUGCACCGCUGAGGGUUUUACAAAGACUUUAUUGAACUCAUCUGAACCUUUGAACAAAGCAAAGCGAGACCUUUUUGAAGAAACCAUCAAAGUGAGACAGGACAUUGUUACUAAAUUAGAGAAGUUGCAUCAUUUCACAGAUGUUGAGUCAGAAGUGUCAAAAGUCAAAAGCACAUUUAUGAGGUUGAUUGGGCAGAUAGAAGUCAACUUCUCACAUGCCAGGAACCUGCUAAAAGACUACAAACUGCUAUCAAACCGAAUUCUUGCUGCCAUUUUUGUUGCCUUACUAAUCUUUGAGUCUGCACGCUACUUGAAAUCGUAUCUGACAUCAGUCCAGUUUGAUAAUGGCUACGUCCCUAAAGAGCUCCUGCAAAAAACAACUCAUGAUGGCAACAAAAGGCGAGCUAAAAAUAAAACUUGUCCCACAAACUGUAAAAUAACCACUCAGGAAUGUACUUCUUGUUUCAUAUCACUGGUUGUGGUAACAUUAUACUUCAUUGCAAUAACUGUAAUAGUUGCUCUGGAUCAUGUUGUGUAUCAUAUAGUUCAGAUGAUUUUGCCGUGGCUUCGAGACUUUCCAUCUACAUCUGCCAGCAUAAAUGUCAGUUAUAAGGUUCAGAUGUUUCCGCCUGCAUUUUGUAUUAUCCCACAAUCCUGCGUCACACACGAGCUGACAAACUUCCACAAAGAGUACAGGUGGACCUUCAGCCCCGAGCCUUCGCUCUGUGAUGUGACAACUUCAGCUCCAAACCUGGGAGUGACACUCCUGCUGGGAUGUCUGUGGCUGAUGAGCUACUCUCUGGUGUUCCUUGAGGUCUACGCCAGACGGCUGCGCAGGAAAAUCUCUGCAUCCUUUUUCAAAAAGCAGGAGGAGAGGAGAACGGCUUACUUGAUGAGGAAAAUAGAAGCAAAGCAGAAUAGAGAAGAGCAAGAAGGGACUGUGCCUGUUGAGGUUGCCUGUCAGUGAGCUUCACUUUACAGUGCAGUUUGUCUGAUUUUUCUGGUAAUGUUUUUAGCCACAUGUGUGCCUCUAAGAGGUGGCAAUGUUGGUCUGUAGGCCAGUCAGUCCAGGCUACAACAUCUCAACAAAUAUUCGAUCCAUUGCCAUUAAAAACAUCUAUAGACAUGUUUGUCCCCAGACGAAGAGUCCUUGUGACCUUACAAGUAGGACCACCAACAGGUCAAAGAUUUCACUGAUUUAGAGAAAGACGUAUCUCAACAUUUACUUGAAAAUUUUGUACAGACAUUCAUGAUUUCCAGAUGAUGAAUCCUAAUGACUUUGGUGAUCCCGUGACUUCUCCUGUAGCGCCCUGUAGCGUACUUACAAUAUAAGUGAUAGGGGCCAAAGUGUCCAAACAGAAAUGCAUUUAAAAGUUUAUCUGAAGCUUAUAUGAGGCUUCAGCAGUCAUAUUUUAGUCAUAGUUAGUCAUAUUAAGUUGAUAUCUGCCAUAUUUACAGUCUUUUGAGCUGCAGUGGAAGUACAAUAACAAAAAAGGGACUUUGACACUA
Molecule: messenger RNA, 2015 nt
Organism: Thunnus maccoyii (southern bluefin tuna)
Lineage: Eukaryota; Metazoa; Chordata; Actinopteri; Scombriformes; Scombridae
Product: osteoclast stimulatory transmembrane protein
Exons: 4
Coding region: 1-1473 (490 amino acids)
Cellular component (GO): membrane
Source: RefSeq, a predicted model, not a curated record